Hyaloscypha bicolor E is the source of this 1683-nucleotide messenger RNA. RefSeq lists its product as uncharacterized. The transcript is spliced from 3 exons. The record is from RefSeq and is a predicted model, not a curated record. The coding region runs from base 103 to 1614 and encodes 503 amino acids. NCBI's taxonomy places the organism in Eukaryota, Fungi, Ascomycota, Leotiomycetes, Helotiales, Hyaloscyphaceae.
UACAAUGACAGUUUCCCAAAUUUAAAGCUUUUGCAAUUGGUACACUGGUAUCUCUGUGCCGCUGCUGGACACAUUCCGUCUGGACAAUCACAUGUGCCAGUCAUGGUCAAUGACCAACGACACUGGGCUUUCGUUGAUAAUCACUCCAGUGGGAAUAUCAUGAGCCUUGAAAUGGCCAGUUGGAUUGGUCUUUCCAUCCAUGGGGAUGGAGUAAAUUUCAGGAUGAUAGACGGUACUGUUGAGCGCUCACUGGGUCAUGUAUGGGUCGACUGCUCUCUUAUUACCACCACCAAAACUUCGAAGCAACACAGGUUCCACAUCUUUGCAACCCCUAUCAAGCCAUUGAUUAUCGGCGGCCCAUUUCUGUACGACAGUGGCAUUCUUAUAGCAUCACCCAGCGCAUCAAUAAAGGCCUUGGAUCUCAGUAAUGAAAUGGAUCUCUUGUCCCACACUACAGAUUGUGUGACGCACCAGUACCCCAUGUAUUUGAUCUGGGUAGAGGCCGAGGCCCUCCAGAUUUCUGCUGAAGCCAUAGCAGUUGCAGAUACCGGUGCGAACGCGGAUUUGAUGUCACUCGCAUUCGCUCGAGAGAAGGGGUUUCCAGUCCAACCGGUACGAGAACUCGAAGGCGUCAUUAUGACCGCCAACGGCAAAAUUAUUCGUUCCAAAGGUAUCAUCAUAGCGACCGUUUGUUUUUCAAAUCACCAUGCUCAUCCCUUUGCACCUCUGCGCUGCCGUUUUGUCGUCAUUGAGAAUUUGCCAUUCGACGUCGUCUUAGGGAGGAGUUUCGUGAAUCAGCAAAACCUUCUCAGAAAGUCCAAAUCCCAACUGUAUCAUCACAUGGCAUUCGAACAACAACACACCUGCUGUUCUGUGGAGGAGCUCAGCAAGAUGAAAAAGUGGCUUGCAGGUGCUAAAGGAUUGGAUAAGCCGGCGGGUAAAACCCUCUUGAACGAGAUAGAGAAAAAUAUAAAUGAAUGCGAGAAGAUAUACAAAGAGUGGGAACAAUACGAAGUGGAUGGUUCAAUAGCAGUAGCAGCUCAGCUUGAUUAUCGAGACGCAUGGAACAUUUAUGAGCGGAACAAGCAAAGGUGGGAAGCAACUCCCUAUAAGCAAUUUGUCUCCGCUUCGAACGCUAGGCAGAGUGGUUUUACCCGUCUUGAUGAGCGAUACCGAAUACAGUCAGCGAGGGAGUCAAUGGAUAGCUUGCCAAACGGUCAACCAAGUAGAUCUCUUAGAUCUCCCACUCCACAACCUCCCUCGGCCCUAGAGGCCCCUCUGCCCCCACAACCUCCCAUGCCCGGCGGUUCAUCGGAACCAGCAAGAAGUCCAAAUGCUAUAAGAGGAUUUCGCAUAUCGCGCAUUCCACGACUUCAUUUACCCAAUGGACCUUCGGAACAACCAAGGCGUCCAAGUGCUGCAGGCACGGCACACACGUCUCCCAUUCCACAGCCUCCUUUGCCAAACGGGUCUCCGGAACAACCAAGAGGCCAAAAUGCUGCGAACUCACUAUCCACAUCUUCUAUACCACAACUUCGCUCGCCCGCUAGCACCAGGAGACGACUGUUUUUCCUCUUUAGAGAUAACUCUCAGCCGAGGAAAAAAGACUCGUAGCAGAUUUCCAUUAAAAAGUCCUAUUGAAUGUUCACAGGAGCCGGUUGAUAGAGACUUUUUAAACAUUCC